Folsomia candida is the source of this 1926-nucleotide messenger RNA. RefSeq lists its product as uncharacterized. Bases 336 to 1484 code for a protein of 382 amino acids. The transcript has 9 exons. The record is from RefSeq and is a predicted model, not a curated record. Lineage: Eukaryota; Metazoa; Arthropoda; Collembola; Entomobryomorpha; Isotomidae.
CGAGUUGCAAAUUUCUGCUGUCAACAGAGAGGAUGGUCGCUUGCGGGGAACUUAUUAAAUUCUGAUGGAGAUGCAGUCCGCAGAGAUCUUAUUGCCAUGUACAAAGAUGUCGACCGACUCUACAUGUGGACCAGUCUAAACGACUUUUGUUCUGACCGCGACUUUCGCUGGGUGUGUGGUCGUGGCGAAACGAACGCGUCGAAAUGGAGGGACGCCAAUCCGGAUAAUUAUGGGCUAAACGAAGAUUGCGGACAAUUUUAUUUUAAGUGAUCAAUAAACAAUAAAUUAUAAACUUAUAAACAAUAAACAAUAAAAAUUGAUAACAAUAAACAGGGAUGCCAUCCGAUAAAGAAGAAAUUUUCUAUGCAAAUGAUCUCUACUGCGAUGACAAGAUGAAUUAUCUCUGUGAUGUUAACCCCCCUUGCCCACCAAACGAACAGUAUCAUUGCCCAUACAAAGGACUGCGCGUCAUGAAUCCGGAAGAUGAUGUUGAUGAAGACGCUGAUUUAUGCAAGUUUGUAAAAUACCAACAGAUCCUGGAUACGCCUCUCGCGACGUAUUAUAAAAGCGAUACGGAUUUAACGUGGGUGGGUGCCAUGAAUUGUUUGAAGAAAAACAAUUUCACUCCAGCCUCAUAUCAGGACGAGGAGGACAUUGAAUUUUUCAAUGAAUACAUUCCUGAAGAAUCCACCGACCCCAAGAACCCCUUUGAGGCUUGGAAUACCGCCUCUUCAUGGCGAAGGGGAGGUCGUGGCGAUAUUCUGAAGUGGGAGGACGGCUCCACCGUGAAUGAUGCUCACCUUAUCGAAUUUCACACUCAUGAUGAAAUUGAUCCCGUUUGCGGAAAGACGAUGCAACACUUGGGCGAGGUGGGAAUCAUGUCGGAAAAUUGUUUGAGAAGAUUGAAAUUCUUUUACAAAAUAAGGAAAGCCUCCGUCCCGGAUAUUUUGGCCAUACAGAUCUGUCCGAGACACGCCGUCAUGAAAUCAUUCUACUCUCUCUGCAACGCAACUCUGGUCACUGUAAAUCCCAAAUCAAAAAAUGACACCAGGAAUUCUACCAUAUUCUUCCCCAAAGCAAAUUUCCAAACCCUAUCAAAAAUCAGAUUUCAGAACAAACUCCUUAAAAAUAUUGUCGUUGAUUUCAACCUGAACGGAGAUCACCUUCCCAGCGUUUACGCGCACCACCCGCAUCGUGCUUUUAAAUUAUUAUCCCUGUCAAGCGCAAUUUAUAUCAAAUUAUGUCCCAAAGUAAAUCCUGACCUUAUUGUGAGUGCGUUUCGAUAUUUCCAUUAUUUGGACUUUGUCACGUCUCAGAAGAGGACGGAACUCGUGUCAGCACCAGAUUACAAGUGGAUUAACAGAUUAUUGCAUGAAUGCUUGGUUAAUUCGACAAGUUUUCGGUAUCGCACUGACCGACGAACUGAUAAUUGCUCGGAACAAAUGUCCUCAGUAUUUGUGUGUCAAAAGGAGCAACCAGUUUAACAUUCGGGAGAAAGAUCCAUUAUUGGAAAUUUUGUGGAAAGUAGUCGAGUUUGUGCAAAAUGCUUGUUUCUCCUACUUUGAAGAAGGCUACAGCUACAGAAUGUUUCAUCGAUUUGGAAACGCAUUAGUAGAUUUGUGGACGAGCCCUGAUAUUCGGAUAAGAUGGUUCAAUCAGAUAGAAUCCCACAGAUUUUGGGAACGCGUGCUGGGGCCUUUGUACGAAGUGGAUCUUCUCAACAUGGAUAAAUGUAAUUUCGCCGUAGUUUCCAAGAAUUUAAAUGUUCGCCUCCUUCCAGAAAAUAUUCCUAAUAAUGCGAGAUUGUUGGGAAGUAGGGCAGUUGACAGGGAACCAGAAGAUGAUUAAGCAAUAGAAAAUGUAUUUAUGUAAAUAUUUGAAUGAUAUAGUUUCUCAUAAAAAUAAAUAGUAACAAAAUUUGCAUUA